GUGACAGUAAUAAAAGUCCAACGUUGAAAAAAAAAACGAAGAAAAAGAUUUAUUAUCAAUGGAGUUGGGGAGAUUGAAAUCUACAAAAAACAUUGCAUUAUGUCGUCGUAAGAUGGCGUCAUCAGUAUACAAAAGUGCGAAGAAUGAAACAUGUCCGCGGUAUCCGCCUUAUACGGCUCCAGUCGGAAAUCCAGUCUAGUCCUUGGACUGUUCUGAGCAGUUCUGAGUAUGAAAGAAUUUUCUAUUCUUUGUUAAACAUGUAGAUUGUAGAAGAAGCGUUCUUGAGUGAAAACCUCGCGGCAAAUUAGCCAAAAAUGAGAAAAUUCGGCUCUAUUUUUUCGCGGUUAUUGUGGGUGAUUUUUCUUUCCAGUUUUUAAAUUACAACACGGCUAGUGAAGGUAUACAGUAGUCCUGCUAAAUUUUUCAUCUAAGAAACUUCAGCAGUUUCACUUCGCUGUCAAAGUAGACGAGAAUUACUCAACCGUCAACAAUCAAGACUUAGAGAUGGCUGAUGAUUCCAGCGUUCGUGUUGCCGUUCGUAUCCGGCCUCAAGUGGCUCGUGAGCUGAUCGACAUGUGCAGAGUUUGUACUCAGGUGCCUCCUGGAGAACCCCAAGUCUUUUUAGGACCAGAUAAGGCCUUCACUUACGAUCACGUUUUUGACACGAAUAUUGGACAAAGUCCUAUUUAUGAUUCUUGUGUCGCACGGCUUAUUGAAGGGGCUUUGGACGGUUACAAUGCAACCGUUUUGGCCUAUGGUCAGACUGGAUCUGGCAAAACUUAUACGAUGGGAACAGGGUUCGACGUAGAAAUUGAUGAUAGUAUAGUGGGUAUCAUCCCCAGGGCCAUUAAACAUCUUUUCGAUGGCAUUAACGAGAAGCAAGAACGAGCAAAAGAUCGUGGAUACAUGCCUCCAGAAUUCAAGGUCACGGCUCAAUUUUUGGAACUGUACAACGAGGAUUUGAAGGAUCUUUUGGAACCGGGUGGACCUAGAGGGGGAGCUCGAAUUCAUGAAGAUACAGCAGGAAAUAUACAUUUAACGGGGGUGGAACCGAGGAUAGUAACAAGUCCUGAACAGGCUUUAGAGUAUCUCCGACUAGGAGCUCUUUCACGAACAACUGGAUCUACACAAAUGAAUACACAAUCUUCAAGGUCACAUGCAAUUUUUACACUGCAUAUAAAACAGCAGAGGUGUAUCAGGGUGGAGGAUCCGGAUGCUGAUGUCGAUACUAGUGGAACUGAUCCUGUGAAUGAAUUUGAAACUUUGACUGCUAAAUUUCAUUUUGUUGAUUUGGCUGGGUCUGAAAGGCUCAAAAGAACAGGUGCUACAGGAGACAGGGCGAAAGAAGGGAUUUCAAUUAAUUGUGGGCUGCUUGCUUUGGGGAAUGUAAUUUCGGCUCUGGGAGACAAAUCAAAAAAAGCUCUUCAUGUUCCUUACCGUGACUCAAAACUGACACGAUUACUUCAAGAUUCUCUAGGAGGCAACAGUCAAACAGUCAUGAUCGCUUGUGUGUCCCCAAGCGAUCGUGACUUCAUGGAAACUCUAAGUACCCUCAAAUAUGCAAAUCGUGCUAGAAACAUAAAGAACAAGGUAACCAUCAAUCAAGACAAGAGUUCAAGGACUAUUGCCUCUCUUCGCAGGGAAAUACAGCAGCUGCAGCUCGAAUUAAUGGAAUAUCGACAAGGAAAACGAGUCGUUGGAGAAGAUGGAAUAAACGAUGCUUGGCAUGAGAAUCAGAUGUUAAGUAGCGAACUGCAAAGUCUAAGAACGAGAGUGAAAGCUUUGACAGAAACGGUGGAGGCUCUCACUGCCAAAAAUGCAUUGCUCUUGGCAGAAAAAGCAGCUGGCCAAUGGGUGGCUUCUGGCGGUGGAGAUAUAGCAAGUUUGGUUCAAGGUUAUCUUCAAGAAAUUGAAGAAUUACGAGCUCGAUUGCUUGAAGCCGAAGCCAUGUAUCAGCAGUUGAAAAAAAGACAAAUACAAAUUAAUACAGCAAAUCCGUACAGUGAAUCUUCCUACGUUAUUCACAGCGACUCCUCUUCAGUUUUGAACGACGCUAAAAGAGAACUGCAGAAGGAAAUAGAUCUGUUGACUGCCUUGAAGGGACAGCAAACUCUUAAUUCGACACUUAGCAGCAGGGAGGGUGAAGAUGGAGACAAUGAUGAUACCGAAAACGGUCAGGAAUCGAUGAGCGAAGACGAAUCUGACGACGAUUCUGAUCGAAAAGGUUUCGAAAUUAUUCUACCAGCCGCUUUUGAACUGAGUCCUCUAUCCCUUUUCCUCAGAGCCGUGACCUCCUCCUGCUUCCUCCUUAGCACCACUUCCUUCAUCCUCUUGUCAGCCUCCAAACUCCUAAUCAUAUUCGCAUUUUUCCUACUCUCCUUACGAAGUUGCGCGAUUUCCCUAUUGCGCUUCAAUUCAUUGUCCUUGUGCCUUUGGGCUUCCUCCCGCAUUUUAUUCAAGAGCUUCACUUUCGCUCUCUUCAUUUCAGCGAGAUCGUUCCUCAGACCUUUUAGUAUGUUUUCAGUUUGGGAUAGCAUAGCUGAAUGUCAGAGGGACAUGGUUGAAGUGGGUGAUGGAGAUGGUGAAGGAGACACAGGAGUUGAAUCUAUACUUGGAACAAUUAGAACAGUGGAUGAGGCUCAGUACUUACUUGAAAAAAUGCUUGCCUUUACGGUGGAGCAAAGUUACGUGGCGGCUCAAAAGCAACUCGAAGUUCGAGAUAUGGAAUCGAGACUUAAUCAGGUGGCUCAAGAAAGCGAUGUGCAGCAUCAACUGCUGGAACACGUUCUCAGGGAUAGGGAUCUUCUUACACUAACAAAUAUUGACAAUACUGCGCCAGCUUACAGUCCUGCAAGCUCGCGAAGCUCUUCGCCCGAUACGGAAAAUUGCAAUCUACUAAUAACCGGAGGAGAGGAAAAGCAGAAAAACAAUAAAGUUCGUCGAAGGACGACGCAAGCUCAGGAACUUUUGUAUGGAAUGAACGCCAGCACUGAUAGUCAAAAGUCAGAUGAUCAAAAUCAAAAUCAUAAUCAUCCUUUGACCAGAGUUCCUAGUGCUCCAGGAAGUCUCAAAGGGUUGAUUCUUACGAGAAAUCAGUAUGGAACCGCGUUGACUGGAGGUUCGCCGACUUUGAAUCGACGCGAUAGCACAUCUCCGAGGCCUUUGAGGCGACCAUUACAUCCGGGCGGAGGCUCUAUGGAGCAGGUAGCACACUUGGAUAUUUCAUCGCCUCCUGGAUCGCCGACGACGUAUCGUCGGUUCAAUAGUCGAGAAGAAAAUGUUUUUUCGAGAUUAACAGCAAGUAGGCAGCCUGCACCCUCGGAUCCACAACCAACGAAGGGAGUCAUCUCACAAUACCAGGGAAAGACUCCACCCAGAUCAGUUUUGCAAUGCACCCACGUGGCUGAAGGACACAGCAAAGCUGUCCUCACCAUUUGCGCAACCAAUGAUUUGCUUUUCAGUGGUUCUAAAGACCGAACAGUGAAAGUUUGGGACUUAGGAACAGGCCUAGAGAAUAUGACCCUGGGUGGACAUCCAAAUAACGUCGUGGCUGUAAAAUACUCAGCAGUUCACAAUUUACUAUUUAGUGUCUCUGCAGCUUAUGUAAAAGUUUGGGAUCUGCGAUCGGGCAACACCUGCAUAAAGACCCUAUUUUCCUCUGGUCAGACCCAAAGUGGCCCUAUUCCACUCUCCACACCUUCUAGAAUACUUCAAGUGCCUGUAGGUGAAAAUACAAUAAAUGAUCUCGCUCUUGGUCUGAAGGAUCAAGAAUUAUAUACAGCCUCGAGUGAUAAAGUUAGAGUUUGGGAUUUGAGAAAAUUAGCCUACACCGGGAGACUUAGCACUCCUCACACGGCGGCUGUGAUGUGUCUCUCAAUUGCCGACGAUGGAAGAGUUAUCGCCGGGAGCAAGGAUCAUUUGAUUUCUCUCGUUGAACCGAACUUGUCUGGCCAAUCUGUCGGCCUGGCUCCUCCACAUUAUGAUGGCGUCCAAUGUUUGGAUAAUUUCGAAUCCACUCUUUUCUCUGGUUCAAGGGACAUGUGCAUAAAACGCUGGGACUUGAGCAAAAUGGAAUUAGUUCAGUCUCUGAACAACGCCCACAAAGAUUGGAUUUUGGGAUUAUGUAUCGUGAACAGUGGAUCUGUGAUGGUCUCAGGAUGUCGAGCUGGUUUGCUACGAGCCUGGUCGGUUCCAAAAGAUCAAUCUGUAGAAUGUUCCCUCCUAGGAGAAGUUCGAGCUCACGGUACCGCCAUCAACGCGGUCAUAACAAAUCAUCAAAAUAUUUUCACCGCGAGCAACGAUGGGACGAUAAAAUUAUGGAACUACAUCAAGAGAGACGCAAGGAAUUUCCAGAGGAGCAUCUCGCUGAAGUGCUAACACGAGGACUUUAAUUUAUUUUGUAAUUAUGAAUUAUUAGUUUAAUGGGGAUCCGAAAAAAAUCAAAUCUAAAAAACGCUGUCCAAAUCAAAGCAAUUUAAUUUCGCUUACUAUCAAUUUAAAGUGUUUUUUAACUUGUUAAUUAUUUUACAAUCCGUUAGACUUUUAAUGAAGAACUUUACACCUUGGGUUCAUCUGGAGUAUAAAAAGCAAUACUGUUUUUUUAUUGGUAGAUUAAGCCACGAUGCAGUCUUAAAUCGUAAGUACCUCAACCUAACUUUAUUUUUCGAUCCCCAUUCGUUUCUUCCUUUACGAUUUUUUACCAGUGGAUUAACCGUACUAUAGAUAAAGUAGAUCUCGUUUUUUUAUGAUUUCACUUUUCAUCAUCAAGACUACGUCGUUUGACGUAAAUCGCUAGAACAAUUGCUAAUUAUUUAGACGAAUUUUUCAACCUUUUUUAGUCCAUUACUGUCAGUAUUAUUGUAAUUCCUUUUCAAAGCUGCGUACUGAUUAUCGUGUGCUGUUUUUUUUGUACGCGAAUCGUAGUUUUAUAACAUAUAUAUUUAAUUAUAAAUGACAGCUUGAUAUAAUCGAAAAUGGAUUGUUUCAACCGAUAUUUUUAUUGUUGUAGAUUGUAACUGAAGUCUACUCGAACAAUUCGAAUUAAAUUAAGUAGGUGCAUUGUCCAAAAAGCGCCUAACGAACCUCGGGUCCGUGUAGAUAAUCGAUAAAAAUUUGGCAUUAUCUAGCAUUUAUUUUAUUAUGAACAUAAAGAUGGUACUAAUUAUAAUAUUUAUUUUUAGUACAAACAAUAACUGUUGGUUAAUACUGUACAGUCUGAGGUCUCUGUAGGUCCCGAUUACGCGACAUUGUCAGGGUUGACUGUUGUCCAUUUUUCUUCUGUAAACAUGAAAAUACUUAAUGUUAUUUAUACAGAUUUCGAUACAGAAGGAAAUAAAGAUUGUCAUGCGGAAAA
Belonocnema kinseyi is the source of this 5353-nucleotide messenger RNA. It is a transcript of the gene Klp31E, whose product is annotated as kinesin-like protein KIF21A. Bases 505 to 4377 code for a protein of 1290 amino acids. The transcript is spliced from 15 exons. The record is from RefSeq and is a predicted model, not a curated record. NCBI's taxonomy places the organism in Eukaryota, Metazoa, Arthropoda, Insecta, Hymenoptera, Cynipidae. Gene Ontology annotation, molecular function: microtubule motor activity; microtubule binding; ATP binding. Gene Ontology annotation, biological process: microtubule-based movement; mitotic spindle organization.